Molecule: messenger RNA, 4845 nt
Organism: Letharia lupina
Lineage: Eukaryota; Fungi; Ascomycota; Lecanoromycetes; Lecanorales; Parmeliaceae
Exons: 9
Coding region: 1-4845 (1614 amino acids)
Cellular component (GO): extracellular region
Molecular function (GO): protein binding
Source: RefSeq, a predicted model, not a curated record
AUGUACUUCCCUACCAUCAUCACCACCGCCCUCUUGGGCGCUUCUAUCACCGUUGCGGUCCCCGCCUCCACAAGCGAAACCAAGCGAGCAACACUCUGUUCCGGCCUCGAGAGCGAGCCUCAAUGCUGCGCCCUCGAUGUGCUCGGUAUUGCUGAUCUACAGUGCGACGCCCCUCCCAUGAACACUACUAGUGUCGCGGAUUUUGUAAGCCUCUGCGCCUCUCUGGGACUCGAGGCUCAGUGCUGUGAUAUCGAUGCCCUCGGCGAGGCGCACGAGCUCUUUUCUACCACAGCGACCUCAUCGGCUACCACAUCGUCACCCUCUGGAUCCGGCCAGCUAGGCAGCGGUAGUCUUGGGAGAUUGGUCCUGCCUGCGGUUCAUCAAGGUCGGGAUCACAUGCUAAGUCUAAUCAACCCUAUGAAGGAAGAGGAUCUGCGGAGAUAUCUGAGAGGCGAUCUGGAUGUCGACGGUCUGAACAAGGUCCACAAGCAUCUCUGGUUUGCUGGGCUCCCUCAAUGCGCACGACCACUGCACCAUCAGCUUAUGAUCGAUCGGAAGAUAAUCAUCACGGAACGAGCAGACCUGCACUUGCUAUGGCAAGAUGAGCGUCUCUACCUCAAACCCUUGCCAGACUAUCUGCUGAGCUACGAUAUUUGGGAAGGGACCCUACUGAAAGAUUGGUGUCUCUCCGAAAAUGCCAAAGGCUUUCUGUUGUCCUACCUCUGGCUGAUUCGCCAAAAGAGUGAUUUGGUGAUUGCCCAACGCAACAACCUAGUCAGCAACGAUCUUACCUGGGAGCAUUGGAUCUCUUUCAGCACGGCUGUCUUUCCAAACAUCGUAUCUGAUACGUUCCAGGGUAUUAGUCCUCGAUAUCUAUACGGCGAACUUCGUCUCGGACGAGUCAACCUGAUCUACCGUCUUUGCCGUAAUACCAGAAACUUUGAGACGUUCGUUAGGGGUCACUUCUAUGGCUAUCAUACCUAUUCAAGCUUUAUAGAACAAAAUUUUGCUUGGGUCCUGACAGUUAUCGUCUACAUCACAAUUGUUCUGACAGCCAUGCAAGUCGGUCUCAGCACGACCGAGCUACAAACCAGUACCUUGUUCAAUCGAGCAUCUUAUGGCUUCACGGUCUUCUCUAUAAUGGCGCCGUUGGGAAUUCUGUUUGGUGUACUUGCUGUGCUUCUGAUGCUCAUCAUCUUCAACCUCAACUAUGCGGUCGAGAAACGCAUUAUCGCCGUUCAUGGUCUUGGCGCGAAUCCUGACCACGCUUGGGUGCGGCAUAAAAAUACGACUGCGGGACCCGAUAAAGAUGUGCGAUGGCUCACGGAUCUGCUACCGCAGACAUUCCGUGAUUUUGAACCCAGUAUCAGUGCUCGCAUCUUCUGUUUCAACUAUCAGUCUGCGUGGCUUGGACCGCAGCUGAGCAGGAACCGACUGGAAGGUCUCGCAGGGAGGUUGCUGGAUGAUGUCCACAAUGGCAGAGGCAAGAGUGGCACUGUGUCAGAUCGACCACUCAUCUUUAUUGGCCAUUCCUUCGGUGGACUGGUGAUCGAGCAAGCGGUAGUCCAAGCAAACUCUGCGGGGGGUAGGUAUGAGUAUCUCAUUAAGCUUAUUGGCGGCGUCGUCCUUCUUGGAACCCCUCACCAGGGAUCAAAGUCUCAAAAGUGGGGCUCGAUCCUGGCAAAUCUGGCCCGUUUAAUCGACUAUGGUGAGACCGGACUGAUGGAAGAGGUGGAUGAGAAGUCGAUGAAAAUAUUCGACCUAAUCUCUGAAUUCAAGAAAAUCAUGAUCAGCAUUGACCUGGCGAAGACAGCUGUCAUAUGCUUCUACGAGAAUCAUCCGACGAACUAUUUGUCGCGGGUGAUCAAGACCGGACCGUGGCUUCAGAGACAAACGUCAUCCGUGGUUGUUGAAGAGACGUCGGCGGUGUUGUCCGGAUUCUAUUCCAUCGUCUUGGAUUCGGACCAUUUGAAGUUGAACAAGUUCGCAAGUCCACAGGACGGGAACUACAUGUCUGUGUCCUCGAACCUGUGCAGAAUAGCGGCAGCAGCGCCCGAAAUCUUUCGAAGCCAUCGAAAAGGGACGGCGUCUAAUCAGGACAAGUACUUUUUAGUAUCUCGAGAACGAGUCAAGGAUUUUAUUGGCCGUGAUAGUCUGCUUGACCAAAUUUGGUCGCAUUUCUCCCGCGACCAAACAGGACCACCGCCAUGUUUGAUCCUCCACGCCCUUGGAGGGCAGGGUAAAAGCCAGAUUGCGUUGGAGUACUGUCGAAGGUGGCGAGAAACGUACCGUGGUGUCUUCUGGAUCAACGCCAAUUCUGAGAUGACGGUCACGCAAUCAUACGCUACGAUUGCGGCCGAACUGCCGGGAGGAUCAUUACACGGGACAGAUGAUAGCGCCGCUUUGAUCAAGGUGGUCAGAGAACGUCUAGAACAGUGGAGUGAAGCGUGGUUAUUGGUGUUUGAUAACUACGAUGAGCCUGAGCGACUCCCUGCAAUCAGGCAAUUCAUUCCAACCAAGGGGCACGGUCAUGUCCUUUUUACCAGCCGUAAUCGAGAUCUCAGUCGACUCGGCACGCUUCUUGAAAUCCCACCGAUGGCGGCGGACGAGGGCGUAAGGCUUUUACUGCGUGGGUACGACGUUAAUGACAUACAACAAGCACACCACGACGCGGCGUUGAGAAUCGUCAACCGCCUGGGUCAACUCGCUCUUGCUAUCGAUCAGGCAGCCGCGUACAUCAAGUACAAAAGGAUGCCGCUAGAUCGAUUAGGAGAUUUCCUGACCACGUACGAGGCCGAGCGACGUCGAAUUCUCUCCUAUACCCCGAAAAUUCUUUGGGAGUAUCGGAAGAUGCAGAGUCAAGGACAAACGGAACCUAUCAGCGCCUUCACUACAUGGGAAAUGUCCUUUCAGCAACUAGGGUCAGGAGACGAGCCGUGGAAGAAAGUUGAGGCACAUUUCCUGACAUUGUCUGCUUUUUUCGCUCCUACUUCAAUCACUGAGUCUCUUUUCCGCUACUAUCACGAAAGAUAUGGCGGUAAAGUAGAAUGGAUACAGAAAUUCAGCCUGGCCGAUGGGGACGAGGGGGACGAGGAGGACGAGAAGUCGGGCAUGCUGUCUUCCGGCGGUGGAACUCAUGGUACGUGGGAUUCUGAUCGAUACUGGGACAUUGUCGACAAGUCGGCCGAACUGUCUCUGCUGCAAAGCGUCUCCCCAGGAACAGGCCAGCAGGGAGCAAGUUUUUCCUUGCAUCCGCUUAUCCGAGACUGGUUGCAGCUCCGAUUGAAAGGAAAGGAGCGCCAAAAGUAUACGCAGGAAGCGAUCGAGGUCUUAGCAUGCUGUGCGAAGGCAUACGGGAUUCGCUCGACUAGUUUGGAGGAAAGGACAGCGCUGAUAACGCACAUGGAUGUGUCCUUGUCAAACGAUGAAGAAAUCUUGGAGCCGCAAGACAGACUUGGUUGUAAUGUUGCAAAUCGCAAAGCGGCAAGCUGGUUUGCAAGUUUCUAUGCGCAUCAAGGGCGAUAUCGUACAACUGAAUCCCUAUUUCGCCGUUUGGUAGAGACUCUUAAGAGUAAAGUAAGCGAAGAGCAUCCUUUGACGCUAGUGCGCAUGAGCAAUCUAGCGAUGACCUUGAAAAUUAAUGGCAAGUACGAAGAGGCUGACUCAAUACACCGACAAACCUUGAGGCUGAGGAAGAAGGUACUGGGGGAGAAUCAUGUUGAUACCUUGAUAAGUAUGCACGACCUGGCAUCGUUAUUGAGUGAACGGCGCAAACUUGAAGAAGCAGAAUCACUAUGUCGACAAACAAUAAAGUUACGAGAAACGGAGUUGGGAAGUCAGCAUCCUGAUACCUUGUCAAGCAUAAGCAUGUUGGCCGACAUACUGGGCAAUCGAAAGAAAUAUGAGGAGGCCGAAGAACUUUUCCGCUCGACAUUGCUGACGCAAGGAACGGUAUUGGGCAAAGAACAUCCUCUUACAUUACGAACUAUGACCAACCUUGCGGUUGUAUUGCGGAACCAAGAGAAGUACGAUGAAGCCGAACAAAUUGAUCGAUCGGUAUUGAUGACGAGGGAAAUCGUACUCGGCAAAGAACAUCCUAAUACAUUGACUACUAUGAGUAACCUAGUGAGAUUAUUGAUUCUCCAAGAAAGUUACGACGAGGCCGAGCGGGUGGGUCGACAGACAUUGAUGAUGCAAAACAUUGUAUUGGGUAAUGAACAUCCUGAAACAUUGGAGAGCAUGAACAAUUUGGCCGUGCUUUUAAUGUACCAAAACAAAUACGAAGAGGCCGAGCGGAUGGGCCGACAGGCAUUGAUGAUGGGAGACACGGUAAACGGCAAAGAGCAUCCUGACACGUUGUUGAGUAUGGAGAAUGUGGCAUGCUCGUUGAUGGGGCAACGCAAAUACGACGAGGCCGAGCGGUUAUAUCGACAGGUAUUGAUGCUGAGAGAAAAGGUAUCAGGCAAAGAGCAUCCUGAUGCGUUGUUGGGUAUGAAGAAUCUGGUGUACCUGUUGAUGAGGCGAGGUAAAUACGACGAGGCCGAGCGGAUGGGCCGACAGGCAUUGAUGCUGAGAGAAAAGGUAUCCGGCAAAGAGCAUCCUGAUACGUUGUUGAGUAUGGUGAAUCUGGCGAACACAUUGAGGAGGCAAGGCAAAUACAAAGAAGCCGAGCGAACAUUUGAGUGGGGAGACGAAGGAGAGGGGAGCGGCGGUGGGGAGCGACGCGACGAGGGAGAUGGGAACGAACGGUUGCGGCCAAGGAUAACAGGAGUAAUGGCGAGGAAGCUGCCAUUAUCUAGCAAAUUGUCUCCUCACUAUAAAGGCAGACGGAGAAAUACGAUGUAA